This is a messenger RNA of Klebsormidium nitens, 2146 nucleotides long. The record is from the annotation of a GenBank genome assembly. NCBI's taxonomy places the organism in Eukaryota, Viridiplantae, Streptophyta, Klebsormidiophyceae, Klebsormidiales, Klebsormidiaceae.
GAGCACUGGGCAGCAUAGAACAUGGUGCCCGCUCACUAGAUUGUCCCAAGCACCAGCUUCUAUGAGGUAGUAAACUUUUGAGGGAAAGGUGUUAUAACUUAUAGAUGGGCAAACCGGCUAAGAUGAGGACUCGCUGAUUCUGCGUAGAAGGAAGCAGGGUGUGUUUUUGCAACGAGCAGCUCAAACGAUGGUCGAGCAGCUUCAGGGGCCACAAGCUGCAAUUUAUGUAAUACAGACUGCGCCGUCAUCUGCUUAGUUUUCAGAUUCAAUGCUGCGGUGUUGAUCUCCGGUCAUGACAACCAAAAGGUGACGUGCUGACAGAGCUAUGGGGACGGGUGGUUCUAAGCAUGGGAGGCCUGGGGUUUAUGAAACCGGCUGGUUGAGAACGUUAGAAAGUGGGGACUCUCACAGAUUAGACGUCUCUGUGACUCAGUCUGCCGCAGUUGCGGGUGACCAAAGUCGGCAGGUCCCAGCCGCAGCCAGUGAUACUGACACCGUCAUAAACCCUGCAGAGGGCGGGCAGAAAGCAGAUACACCACACAAUGGUGACACUCUGUCUGGAUCUCCACCAGACAACACUGACUUAAACCAGAAGGCUCAGCGAGAAUCUUCUAUAAACAGGGGGGCUCCAGCAAUCGACUCCAGCGCCCUGCAAGCGGUGUUGGGAGAAGGGGCGAGAGCUGAUUAUGCGCAGUGGGUGGUACACGACUUUUCCAAGUUGCUCAAAGAGCAGUACGGCGUUGCGACGUCCACACCCUUCCAGUUGGCAGGUUUCUCUUGGCAACUGCACAUUGUUGCUGGCUCCGCUCUUAAGCACGUGGUGGUGCGGCUCCGCAUGCUCAAUCUGGGACUCUUCUCAUUCAAGCGGAAUCCUAUCAGGCUGCGAGUUUCGCUUCGGAGUCGGGAUCCCUUACGCACACUCCAUGUUGACGCCUGCCAUCGCUUCCGUAGCCGCAACAGCGACGAGUGGAAUUCGGGCGGUCUCAUCGUCCUGGAAGAGUGCCUCGACCCCGCCAGCGGCUAUGCAGAAGGAGAUCUUCUAGCGGGAGACCUCGUUCUGUUCCGAGAUUACAGCGAUGAGGGGCGCAGCCUAUGGAAGUCGCCCCCCCCCACUUUGGCCAGCACAUCGCGCCCCCUCUGCACGAUCGGGUUUUCUCACUCGCACGUUCUGGGGGGGGCGGAGCUGGUCAGCCUUAAGCCGAAGCUGGUGACGUUCAAGAACUUUUUAUCUGAAAUGGAGUGCGAGCACCUCAUUGCAAUGGCCGGACCGAACCUAAAAAGGUCGUUGGUGUCCGGCCGCGCAGUGUCCGAGAACCGGACGUCGUGGAGCAUGUUCAUGACGGGCGAGCUGUCGGACGAUCCCAUCGUGGCGGCCGUUGAGCGGCGCUGCCUGCUGUACGGGGGGAUCAUCGGAACGCGGCUGGGAUCGGAUCGGGAGCGGCUACAGAUUAUCCGGUACCUUCCUGGUGAAAGAUUCAAGCCGCACUAUGACAACGAAGCCGGGGAUUGCACCAAGCGGGCCGCCACAAUCCUGAUGUUCCUGUCGGACGUUGACUCGGGGGGCGAAACGUACUUCCCGAAAGGGUCCCUUCUCCAGAGCGAAGCCGUCGGGUUUGGGGUGAAACCUUCGAAGGGAAAAGCAAUGAUGUUCUUUAGCCGCACGCCCCAGGGUCAGGAAGACCCGUGCAGCCUGCAUGCUGGCAGCCGGGUGCUAGAGGGGGAGAAGUGGGUAGCUUCGAAAUGGUUAACAAUGUAUUGAGUUGACACGAUUUGCGGGGGGGGGAGGACGGGGGGCGGGGUUUAGAAACGGGGGUGGCCAAGCAAUUGUGAAGACCGCCCGCGGGGGUCUACGAGAUUCAGCUUACAUUCAACCAAGUAUCUGAGUACCAUUUGCAUAGAAAGGAGUUCCGGCCAUGGAACCCAACGGUACAUUAAUACCUAGGUGUACAUAAUAUGUGCAUGCGCAAGUACAACGGCUGUUGAGGCAGCUAGUCAAUCUAGUUAAUCGUGUCAUGCAAGUUCAGUGGAUCUGUGAAGGGCGGCUCAGGAUCAAAACAGUUGUUUGGGAGGCUCUUAUUAAACCUAAGAGAAAAGAAAGUCCAUUAAGCGUCAACUUACAUAUGGUCCGUGGAGUCACUUCGGACAU